Molecule: messenger RNA, 2744 nt
Organism: Cherax quadricarinatus
Lineage: Eukaryota; Metazoa; Arthropoda; Malacostraca; Decapoda; Parastacidae
Source: RefSeq, a predicted model, not a curated record
CGUAAAAAAAAAAUUACUUAGGACUAGAUAGGAAUUAAUUUAAUAAACUCCUUAUGCACCCAUACUCGUGGUGGGGGGAGUAGCCACACCAUGAGUAAUGGAUCAAGGGACUGGGCCACAAAGUUUUGAUAGCUAAACAAGUUAGUGGUAAUGAACUGUUUACAAGUAUAUAUAUAUCUGGUAACAAUCGUAAUGAGUUAUUUAUGCAGACAUGAAUUUGGUCACAAAAAUAUUUUAUUUUACAAAGGUAUGCUUGAAUUUAAACAAGUUUAGUGGUUUUGUGUUAUUUACAUUGUCCAAAGUCAUGGUAUUUUUUCAGAAUGGUUGGUAAUAUACCACUCUGAAUAAAAUACUUCGACAUUUCUUGAACAUUUGUGAGUGAUCUCUGAAUUCCUUUCUAUCGCAUUCUAGUACAUAAAGAUGCAAGAUGUGAAAAUUGUCAUCAGGCAUUGUUAAGUUUAUAUCAAGUUUAGUCUAUAUCAAGUGGUGAUGCAACGCUCCAGAGAUACUGGUAACCUAGUCGGAGUUGGGUGGUAGUGAAUGGAACUGACAAGAAGAGGGCGGCACAGUUGGUGGUUAGGAAGUGGAAUGAUCAAGACGAAGUGGAGGAAGCAGAUUCCAUAAGCAGUUUUCGGAGAAGGGAUGAUACCAGGAUGGGGGUGCCGACGGCACUGCUGGCACUAGUGGUGGUGGCAGUGGUGGUCAUACAAGUGCCACCCACACAGGCACAACUCGCAUUCGGACCUGGUGGAUUUUCUGCGCCCACAAUUAACAUCGCCUCAGUUUUCAGGUUCUUGAGGAACGUCUUCAUGUCUUGGUGGUCUCCUAACACCACCAACACUGCCAACAUCAGCCAACCAGCCACAAAAGUCAGCCAACCAGCCACAAAAGUCAGCCAACCAGCCACAAAAGUCAGCCAACCAGCCACAAAAGUCAGCCAAACAACUACCCAGCAUGACGAGGAGGAGGUGCUGGUGACGACGACGGUGCCACGGCAGGAGAUGAACCAGCUGAGUGCCACCACCACCAUCAGCACCACCAACACCACCAGCACCACACACCACAACAACCACCACCAGCCCAGGAUUGUUGAGAAGUUCGACGCUGGGUGCGUGGAGGACGCUGAGGGCAACUGUGUGGAUGGUUCUCAAGAAGCAGCAGCAGUCGUAGAGGACAAACAAGGAGCCUCCAAGUCAUUCUUGAACAACUGGAAGACAGGUUAUAUCAUCUUCAUCAUCAUCUCCUUCUGGCUGACCAUCAUCAUCGGUACACCUUACAUCAUCACCGGGGAGACCAUCGCUAGGAGAGACGAGGAGGCCACCAUCCUUGGUCUCAUAGACCAGCAGGACGUGCUGCUGCUAUUGUCGUGGCUGCUGGGGGAGGUGAGCAACGACAACUCCUGCCUGGAGAGGAUAGUGUGCCUCACGCCUGAAAAAUCCUCCAGAUACAUCACCGUCUCAUCUAUGAUCUUCAACAUUGCCAGUUUUCUGCGCAGGUGGGUGCCAUACAGUCCUCACUACGUGGAGCGGCUACAACGUCUCAACGAGGUGACGGAGGACGGCUUCUUACAAUCCUGCCAAAAUUACUCCUGUCCUACAGUGCCUGAAAUCUAGACAACUACGACUUAUCGCUACACUACGGAAAAACUCUCCUCAACGCUCCGGAAGGUUGUUCGUUCUCCAAACGCCUUAGAAAAGGCUCAAGAAUCUGCAAGAUACCCACAAUGUAUAAAUGCUCAUAAUCCUGUCAUUUCGUUUGUACAUAAACCCUGUUGAAUUCCAUACCAUCAUAUCACUUCCCUGUAAAGGUACUUUAGUCAUCCAGAUUUAUCGUCGUUUACUUUAAUAAUAUCUUUGUUUUUGUAAGUACAUGUGCAAGGUGUACAGACCAUAGCUGAUAUCAGGGACAUAAUACUAUAUAGAAAGCAGUUUGUUAUGCAGAGCAUUUCCCGCAAAUUAGGUCAGUUUUGUCCCAGGAUGCGACCCUCACCAAUCGGCUAAAGACCCAGGUACCCAAUUUUACUGAUGGGUGAACAUAGACAGUCUGUGUAACGAAACACGCCCAAUUUUUCUACCCUCACCGGGAAUCGAACCCGGACCCUUGCUGUGUGAAGCGAGAGCUUUAGCCGCCAGGCCACGGGGCAGUACUCUUUCUUCCCAAGACGAUUAGCCAAGACAAAAAAUUGACGUCCCAUUCAAAGUUUAAUUUAUGUACUGCUAUUAUUAGUAAUAUAAUCAUGUGGAAACACUAAACCUACAAGGGUCAUAGAGCGCUUGUGGAAUGGAGGGUAAUCAGGGUUGAUCCAAAAAGGGAAUAGUUGCUUAAAUUCCUUGAUCAAGAGCCUUUCAGGAACAUCAAGGCAGCUUCUCGUUCCAGCUUGAAGGGACUCUUGAUGGUACGGAGGUGAGCGUCUCUGAUCCUGAAGUAGUCUGGAAAUACUGAUGUCAAAAUACGUAGGUAAAAACCCUCCAGAAGGUGGUAGUGAUGGCCAUGAUAAUCAGACAUUACAGCACCAUUCAGAAGGUGGUAGUGAUGGCCAUGAUAAUCAGACAUUACAGCACCGUCCAGAAGGUGGUAGUGAUGGCCAUGAUAAUCAGACAUUACAGCACCGUCCAGAAGGUGGUAGUGAUGGCCAUGAUAAUCAGACAUUACAGCACCGUCCAGAAGGUGGUAGUGAUGGCCAUGAUAAUCAGACAUUACAGCACCGUCCAGAAGGUGGUAGUGAUGGCCAUGAUAAUCAGACA